Messenger RNA from Ceutorhynchus assimilis (cabbage seed weevil), 1890 nucleotides. Lineage: Eukaryota; Metazoa; Arthropoda; Insecta; Coleoptera; Curculionidae. The record is from the annotation of a GenBank genome assembly.
AAUCAAUUAAAUUAAAACCCAGAUGCAUUACAUCAGACAAUAAACAUCCUACGCCAUUAAACCUGACGACCUUGCUAAUUUAAAACUAAUUUUUGUGUUGUUUUUUUUUGCACUUGUGUUUGUUUAGAUGCAUCGCAGAUUAUAGAGAGUAAGUUAUAAAUUCCUGUUUUGAACUCCUAUCAGCCCAGACCUUAUACAAUUUCAUCAUUUUUUUUUUUUUUUUGGUUGAAGUAAGCAGUCAUUUGCAGUCAACUGUUUGCAAUGAUCUGGUUGAUUUUGCUGUCAAUCACGGCGAUUUUGCUAUGGUACAACUUCGUAAGACCCAUGAACCAUUUCACCAGAAUGGGGGUGAAACAAUCAAAGCCUUGGCCCUUUUUCGGCGACAAUUGGCAAGUGGUUUUCAAAUAUAUGAGCUUCAACGAAUUAAUUGAGUGGGCUUAUAAUUUAUAUCCAAACACAAGAUACUCUGGAUUUUAUCAAUUUGCUUUGCCUUCGCUGAUCUUAAGGGAUCCAGACUUGAUUAAACAAAUUACUAUAAAGGAUUUUGAUCAUUUCACUGAUCAUAGGCCUUUCAUUGACCCUGAAUCAGACCCCUUUUGGGGUUCGAAUUUGUUUUUCAUGGGAGGGUCCGCUUGGAGGGAAAUGAGAGCCACCAUAAGUGGAACUUUUACCAGCAGCAAGAUGAAGUUUAUGUUUAAUUUAAUGGACGAUGCUGCUGAGACUUUUGUCAAGUUUUUCGUUGAUAAAAAACAAGAGGUGCUUGAAGUUGAUAUGAAAGAUAUUUUCACCAGAUACACAAACGAUGUUAUUGCAACAAUUGCCUUCGGAAUCAAGGUGGACUCGUUGAACGAGCCCAACAAUGAGUUUUACUCAAUGGGUAAACGAGUAUUCAAUUUUACUGGGAUUUUGAGCAGGCUUAAGUUUUUUGCAGUUUUUGCUUUGCCAUCUUUAUUCAAAAUGUUUAAAAUGAGUGUCUUUGACGCAAAGGCAACCAAGUUUUUGAAGCAAGUUGUCUUCGAUAAUAUCAACGUAAGAAAGGAAAAGGGCAUUGUAAGACCAGACAUGAUUAAUAUUUUAUUGGAAACUAGAAAGGGUUUUAAAGAGGAAACUGAAGAUGUUGUUGAAACUGGAUUUGCUACUGUUAAGGAAACUGCUGAUAUAUCAAAAUUCAAACAAAAAUACCUAACAGACCAAGACGUAGCAUCUCAAGCCUCAGUUUUCUUCGUAGCUGGCUUUGACUCAAUAGCAACAGCUAUGUCUUUCAGCGCUUACGAACUAGCUAUGAACAAAGACGUCCAAACCAGACUCAGAAACGAAAUAAUUUACACUCAAAAAACCACCAAAGGCAAACUCACCUAUGAAGCCUUACUUAAAAUGAAAUAUUUAGACAUGGUCCUAUCUGAAGUAAUCAGACUGUGGCCACCAGCCCCUGGAAUCGACAGAGUGUGCACCAAGCCUUACACAAUCGAACCAAUUACCCCUGACGAAAAACCCCUCCACCUAAAAAAAGGCGACAUCCUGUUUUUACCCAUCGUAGGCCUCAUGCACGAUCCAGAAUAUUUUCCAGAGCCGGAAAAGUUCGAUCCCGAAAGGUUUUCAGAUGAAAAUAAAAACAGUAUUAAUCCGUAUACUUAUAUACCGUUUGGUUCUGGACCGAGGAAUUGUAUCGGGUCGAGAUUCGCUUUGUUGGAGGUUAAAGUUUUACUGUAUUAUUUGCUGUUGAACUUUGAGAUUGAAUUGACCGAAAGGAUGAAGGUGCCGUUGAAGUUGGACCCGGCCGCGGUUAAUCCUAUAGCCGAGGGUGGGUUUUGGUUAGGGUUGAGACGUGUACAACAAAAUUGAAUAAUGUUAGAUGCUUUUUGUAAUAAAGAUUUAUUUAGUUAGGAUUUG